AUGCCAGAUAAUGCCUUUAUGCGCAGAAGUAGGGCCACAUUGGAGUACCUAAGCAGCUAUAAUAUCCAAAUUGAUCAACAUCCACAGCUGAUCUCAACCCUAAAACCCGAAAACCUCUGGGAUACUAUCGUGCGUGAUGUAUAUCCUGACCAUAAGCAUUAUAACAGUCCAGGAGCUGAAAUUUUGCCCAACUUUCUUCUGAAUUUCCCUAAUGCCCUGGGCAUAGCUCACGCGAAGAAGUCGUCGCGAUUGGGAAUCGCGACGUCUUGCUCAGCGUGGCGACUUUGGAAGCGGCGAAUGAGUCGCUCGUUGGUCGGAGGCAUGCAUACCUUCGACGCCAUUUUAUGCAAUUGCACAGCACUUCACAAAUUGCUC
Cylicostephanus goldi is the source of this 375-nucleotide messenger RNA. NCBI's taxonomy places the organism in Eukaryota, Metazoa, Nematoda, Chromadorea, Rhabditida, Strongylidae. The record is from the annotation of a GenBank genome assembly.